Messenger RNA from Ziziphus jujuba (common jujube), 1137 nucleotides. RefSeq names its product transcription repressor OFP15. Lineage: Eukaryota; Viridiplantae; Streptophyta; Magnoliopsida; Rosales; Rhamnaceae. The record is from RefSeq and is a predicted model, not a curated record. The transcript has a single exon. The coding region runs from base 93 to 1067 and encodes 324 amino acids. Gene Ontology annotation, biological process: negative regulation of DNA-templated transcription.
UGGGUUUUUCGUGUACACAAGACAAUCUCUCCCACAUGUCUCACUUACUUUAAAAUCUUCCAUCACUACCCUUCACUGACUAAAACCAUUAAAUGCCACAUAAUGAAACUCACAUUUUACAUUUACAGCUUCAUAAAAAUCAUUUGAAAACCCAACAAUUGCUCAAUCCCCGCACACAAACUCCUCGAAGAAGAAGAAAAAGAGAAAAAAUGGGCAAGAAAACGAAGCUUCCUUUUCUCUCCAAAAACACAGAGCCAAGGCCAUCAUCAUCAUCAUCUGCAUCAUCAACAUGGCCAUGGCCAUCUUGUACCCAACCCAGAACCCUCUCAUUCCGAGCCGGCCAUGACAUUUUCAAGACUAUAAACUCAGCCUAUAACUUAGAACCAUCACCAACAACAGCCACUGAUUUCAACAUAGCAGCAGACCCUCCAGCUGAUUCGUUCUCCAUAAACUCAUUCGAAUGUGCAAGCUUCUCAACAAUCUCCGAAGACUCCGGACCCGAUCCAAUAGUAGAGGCCGUGACCCGAGGAUUGAGAUCUGAGAGGCUGUUCUUUGAGCCAGGCCGGGAGACCAGCUCGAUAUUGGAAGAAGCUAAAGAAGAAGAAGACGAGCAAGCAAUUCCAUUCAAGCAGAGCGUGGUAUUGUCAAUGGACUCCCGAGAUCCUUAUUUGGAUUUCAAGAGGUCCAUGGAGGAGAUGGUUGAGGCCCAUGGUUUGAAAGAUUGGGAAGGCCUUGAAAAGCUUCUUUGUUGGUAUUUGAAGGUGAAUGGGAAAAGCAACCAUGGUUAUAUUGUUGGAGCUUUUGUUGAUUUAUUGGUAGGCCUUGCAAUUGGUUCUUCUUCUUCUUGUUCUAAUUGUAUUAAUUCUCCUUCUUCUCCUUUAUCUUUUUAUAAUACUAGUACUACUUCUUCUUCUUCAACUAUAACUCCUUGUAUAUCCUCCAAUGAAGCCGAGGAAGAGAUUGAAAGUAGCACUAGUACUAGUACUAGUACUCCUUGUUCAUCUUCCUUAUUAGAAGCUCAUGAGGAAUACAAUAUUAAUGAAGAAGUUGAUGUUGUUAACUCUUAGAUAUGUUUUUGAUUCAUUCAUUAAUGGUGAAAUAUUGAAAAAUACUCUAGUAGUUGAAAUGAUUUGUUCA